Aspergillus wentii DTO 134E9 is the source of this 1151-nucleotide messenger RNA. RefSeq lists its product as uncharacterized. The transcript is spliced from 3 exons. Gene Ontology annotation, cellular component: cytoplasm. NCBI's taxonomy places the organism in Eukaryota, Fungi, Ascomycota, Eurotiomycetes, Eurotiales, Aspergillaceae. The coding region runs from base 133 to 987 and encodes 284 amino acids. The record is from RefSeq and is a predicted model, not a curated record.
CUGUUUUUGCUUAUCAUCAGUUGUCGAUGACACCAUAACUGAGUCAGCAGCCUGCUAUGCAACUCCAAUUCAUCUAUUGAGACAACUUUUCUUCUUCAACUCUUCCAUUCGAUUAUUAUCUCUUCGUCCAGAAUGCCUUCUCAUCCCGAUGCCAAUCUUCACCCUGAAGCAACAGGUCCAGCAAAAGUGCUGGUAGAUAAACACAGUGCAGAGCAGCCGUUGAAGUUAUAUGCGGGGUGGUUCUGUCCAUUCGUCCAGCGAGUCUGGCUCGCCCUCGAGGAGAAGCAGAUUCCUUACCAAUACAUCGAGGUCAAUCCCUACAACAAACCGCAAUCUCUCCUCUCCCUGAACCCCCGUGGCCUCGUUCCAACACUAUCCUGUCCAUCUCAGAUAGACGGUGGUGUUUCUAAGCCCCUCUACGAAUCUACCGUCAUCCUCGAGUACCUCGAAGAAGCUUACCCAGACCACAAACCACAUUUUCUACCUAGCGGUCCCUAUGAGCGAGCACGAUCCCGUAUCUGGAUCGACUACGUAACCUCACGGAUUAUUCCGGCCUUCCAUCGCUUUCUCCAGUAUCAACCACAGUCAAAGGAUGAAGAUCCAUCUGCUGGUAUAGAAAAAGUCCGACAGGAGUUCCUUGGCCACUUGAAGGAGUGGACCAAGGAGAUGCACCCUGAAGGCCCUUUUUUCCUAGGCAAAGACAUUGGACUUCCAGACCUGGUGCUUGCACCAUGGGCGGUCCGCUUAUGGGUGUUCAAUGAGUUCAAGGAGGGAGGAAUUGGGAUUCCUGAUGAAGGGCAAGAUGCAGCGGAUGCGGGAGUUUGGGAUCGAUGGAGGAAGUGGAUCAAGGCCGUUGAGGCGCGGAGAAGUGUUAAGGAGACGACAAGUGAGAGCGAGUUCUAUCUUCCCAUUUACCGACGAUAUGCAGAAAACACGGCCCAGAGUGAAUUGGCCAAAGCCACCAGGACUGGACGAGGAGUGCCAUGAUGGAUGCUUCAUGGCAAGAUAUAGUUCAUGUCUGUUCCGGUCACGGUGAUGAUAUUGCCUAUAUUUGGAUUGAGCAUGCUAAAUAUAGGAAUCUGUUUCAUCAUAUCUACGGAAUAUUAAAUACAAAAUAUAAAUUCAAAUGCGAAAAUCUACAAAUUCGAGAG